Molecule: messenger RNA, 1645 nt
Organism: Anolis carolinensis (green anole)
Lineage: Eukaryota; Metazoa; Chordata; Lepidosauria; Squamata; Anolidae
Gene: ing2
Product: inhibitor of growth family member 2
Exons: 2
Coding region: 202-1158 (318 amino acids)
Biological process (GO): positive regulation of DNA-templated transcription
Cellular component (GO): nucleus
Source: RefSeq, a predicted model, not a curated record
AAUCCAGGGGGAGGGGUUGUGCGCGGAAGGCGAAAAGAGGCGGGGAGUUCUAAGUGAAGGAGGAGGAGAAUCGAGUCUCCUCCCCCCCUCCUUUCCCCCUUUCCUUCCGGAUUGAGAGUCGGGGGCUCUUUUUUGGUCCCUUCCCGGCCCCCGUCUCUUUUCCUGAGGUGAGAGAAGAAGAUCCCUCUGAAGAGGCGCGUAAUGAUGUUGGGGUCGCCUGGGCAACAGCCUGGGGGGGCGGGGUCUGGGGCGGCGGUGUCGCCGGCGGCGGCUUCGGCGGGGUCUGGUUCUGCCAACGCCGCUGGGGGAGGCUUUGGAGGUGUCGCCGGCUUCCCUUGCGGAGGAGGAGGAGGAGGCGGCGGCGGAGGAGGAGGUUCGGAGCGGUUCCUGGCUCGCUACGUCCAGGACUACCUAGAGUGCGUGGAGUCGCUGCCGCUGGACAUGCAAAGGCUGGCCUCGCUCCUGAGGGAGAUGGACACGCGAUGCCGAGCAUUAAAAGAAAUUGAUGAAGUGUAUGAGAAGUACAAGAGCGAAGAGGAUCUUGCUCAGAAAAAGCGUUUGCAGCAGCAUCUUCAGAGGGCUCUGAUCAACAGUCAAGAGCUCGGAGAUGAGAAAAUCCAAGUAGUCACUCAAAUGCUUGAGCUAGUAGAGAACAGAGCCCGGCAAAUAGAGUCACACUCCCAGUGUUUCCAGGAUCUGUCAGAUACAGAAAAACCCACUGAAAAGUCAAAGAUAGAUCUUUGCCAACCAGAAAGAUCUUCCCGAAGACCCCGUAGACAGCGCACAAGUGAAAGCCGUGAUAUUUGCCAUAUAGCAAAUGGAAUUGAUGAGUACGAUGACCAGCCUCCUAAAGAAAAGAGAUCCAAAUCUGCAAAGAAAAAGAAACGUUCUAAAGCCAAACAAGAAAGAGAAGCUUCACCAGUGGACUUUGCAGUGGACCCUAAUGAGCCAACUUACUGUCUUUGUGACCAGGUGUCUUAUGGAGAAAUGAUAGGGUGUGACAAUGAACUGUGUCGCAUUGAGUGGUUUCAUUUUUCAUGUGUUGGACUCACUUACAAACCAAAGGGGAAGUGGUAUUGCCCCAAGUGCAGAGGAGACAAUGAGAAGACUAUGGAUAAAUGUACAGACAAAUCCAAAAAAGAUAGAAGAUCGAGGUAGUCAAUGUUCAGAAUGCACUGAGAGCUGUGUCAUUUUUUAAUUAAAAACUGUUUAAUAAGCGACUAGUAUUUUAGAAUAAUGCAUACAACUAUGCAAUAAUUUUUAAAGUCUACAGAACUAAAUGGAGUAUUAAUAGCUGUUAGUACAUUUUGUGCUUUGAAUAUUCUGCACUAAAUAACCAAAUUCUUCAAGCAGGGUCACAUGGUAGUAACAAAGGGGUAAUUAAAGAUUCUUUGUCCCUCAGUGUUUUUAAUUGCAGAGUUAAUGGUGAUACCUGACGAAGAAGAACCGAAGGGAUAAUCAUGUUAAGACUAGUGUGUCAGCAUCUAUUUAAGUUGCAAUUUUAGUCCGUUAUGACUCGUUCUUUUGACUUCCUGUUAGAUCUGUAAUGAGUUUAUUCAUCUGGGUGUUGUAGAUAAUAUUUUGAAUUGGGGCCUACUGUUUGCCUUUACAUUUUAGGUCUUACAAAGUAAAAAGCCAAACUUCU